AUGAACUGUGUGGUGCGCUGCGACAAUGCUCAGCCCUUCAACUGCAACGACGCCGCCGAGACCUGCUUCCAGGACGUCUAUUCCACGCCUUUCGAUCCCACGACUAAUGUCGAGCAGAUCGUCGCCGACGGCGGUCCUGGAAAAGAUUUCGAGUGGGUCAUGUGCAUCGAAUCGAGGCUGGUGGGAACGACCAUCCAGAACGACACGUGUCAUCUCAACGUCAACGGUGCUACCGUCGACAUCGACAGCCAGCCCAAUUCGGCGUGGUCGAAGCAUCCGAUCAAGGGCAAGGGCAGCAUGUUCUUCGCGUACCUGGCCAUCUUCCUUUGCCUCACCAUGGUGAUUGCCGCCGCGCCCUUCGAAGCUGGACGCCGCUACACCGGUCAGCUGCAGCAGCUGGGUGACGGCUCGUGGGUCAACAUCACUCAUCCUACCCAGGGCGACGGUCGCCUGCAGACCGUGGCUGGCAGUCCUUCCGGCCACACUUCGCUUCCUAUGAUGUACGAUUCGACCAACAUGUCAGGCUCUUCGACUGAUGCCUUGCGCUCGGGCAACAAGCGUCCGACAAUCUGCAAGGGGUUUGCUUGGGACCACUUCCACGUAUCGCAGACCGCCGAGACGGUUGCCAGCGACACGGUCGACUGCCGCGGUAGUGAAGUCGCCUGCACUGUCAACAUCACUCAGGGUAUCAAGAUUGCGACCGUCCUGCAGCCAGACGAAGCUGGCGCCAGGGUGGCAGGCUUCUCGCCGAAGGCACUGGCUUCCGGGUUGGAAGACGCCCUACCCGUCAACGAGAUUGUCAAAAACCUGACUGUGGCCCAAGACUUCAAGGGUCAUGUGGCCGCUAGGGCUCCUACGAUGGUGUACGAGGGCAACUUCACCGACUGUGACGACGGCUCCGAGAAGCCCGGCCGCGUCUUGGCAGUCAAACGUCCACUCAGCUACCGUCUCAUCUCGUACGACGACGACGAAUGA
Molecule: messenger RNA, 975 nt
Organism: Kalmanozyma brasiliensis GHG001
Lineage: Eukaryota; Fungi; Basidiomycota; Ustilaginomycetes; Ustilaginales
Exons: 1
Coding region: 1-975 (324 amino acids)
Source: RefSeq, a predicted model, not a curated record